Messenger RNA from Acipenser ruthenus (sterlet), 4886 nucleotides. RefSeq names its product synaptosome associated protein 91a (gene snap91a). Lineage: Eukaryota; Metazoa; Chordata; Actinopteri; Acipenseriformes; Acipenseridae. Gene Ontology annotation, molecular function: clathrin heavy chain binding; SNARE binding; phosphatidylinositol-4,5-bisphosphate binding. Bases 829 to 3516 code for a protein of 895 amino acids. The record is from RefSeq and is a predicted model, not a curated record. Gene Ontology annotation, cellular component: synaptic vesicle; extrinsic component of presynaptic endocytic zone membrane; clathrin-coated vesicle. Gene Ontology annotation, biological process: clathrin-dependent endocytosis; synaptic vesicle budding from presynaptic endocytic zone membrane; clathrin coat assembly. The transcript has 28 exons.
CACCUGACUGUCGGAAUACAGACGGGGAGGAGAGAAAUAAAAUAAAUAAAUAAAGGAAUACAAAUUCAUUCAAACAUCACCAUCUUUCAACCCCUUGGCAUCCAGCAUCACUUAAUGUAGACAGGAGAAGAGAGGAGAGAGACAUAAAUGCAUCCCGAUGGAGAGACAGGAAUGAAAUGAGCGGUGCUUUACAUUAUAAAAUACAGGACCGUGGACUGAAGAAUAACCCUCGAUUCAGUGAGAAGGACAUCGACAGCCCUAGUGUCAUCCUGAUCUAGAACGGUCACUGCAUCACCGGGCUCACCGUUCUCUUAUUGUUUCUGCAUGCAUCUCAUGGAAAGGGUUUCUUUAUUUUUGACAGCAGCGGAUUGCAAUUUCAAAGGACAAUUUAGUAACGGGAUAUUUUUUUUUCAAAGGAAGCCAAUCCUUAGGUUACAGGUACCGAAUUAGUGGUAUUUGAAGAAAACAGAAGUGCUGUCAUACGUUUAUCAAUUUGAUCUUAUUUCUUAAGUCAAAGGGGAAAACGCGUUAAUCGUGUUUUAUUUCUUUAUUAAGACAAAUAAAAUAAAAACUGUUACCUAGACGACAAAAUCCGAGGCAGAAAACAUUGAAACUAUACAUAAUAAGAGUACCAGUUAAUUCCAUGUUGAAAUAACAAACAAUUUUUAUUAUAUUGUCUGCAAAUAAUUUAUAUAACAUAUCCUAAUAGGAUAUUUAAAAAAAAGAACAACCCUGAAAUAUAUAACCAUUUGUUGGUUGAAGAGAAAUAUAUCUAUAUAUAUUUCUUUCUGUCAGAUUAAUUUUUGAGGUUGUAUCUUUGGAAAGAAGAUGUCGGGCCAGACUCUAACUGAUCGCAUUGCUGCCGCUCAGUACAGCGUUACCGGCUCAGCUGUGGCACGGGCUGUCUGCAAAGCGACCACUCAUGAGGUGAUGGGACCCAAGAAAAAACACCUAGAAUAUUUGAUCCAGGCCACCAAUGAGACCAAUGUUAACAUCCCCCAGAUGGCAGACACGCUGUUUGAGAGGGCGACAAACAGCAGCUGGGUGGUUGUGUUCAAGGCUCUGGUCACCACACACCACUUGAUGGUCCAAGGCAAUGAGCGAUUUAUCCAGUACUUGGCUUCUAGGAACACACUAUUUAACCUCAGCAAUUUUUUGGACAAAACUGGUUCUCAUGGUUAUGAUAUGUCAACAUUCAUCAGACGCUACAGCAGAUACAUGAAUGAAAAGGCUUUUGCUUACCGACAGAUGGCAUUUGACUUUGGCAGAGUAAAAAAGGGUGUUGAUGGUGUUAUGAGAACCAUGACUCCUGAAAAGCUAUUAAAAGGCAUGCCAAUUUUACAGGGACAAAUUGAUGCACUAUUGGAGUUUGAUGUCCAUCCCAACGAGCUGACCAACGGCAUAAUAAAUGCUGGCUUUCUACUCCUUUUUAAGGAUCUUAUUAAACUCUUUGCCUGUUAUAAUGAUGGGAUCAUUAACUUACUAGAGAAAUUUUUUGAAAUGAAAAAGGGCCAAUGUAAGGAAGCACUGGAAAUUUACAAGAGGUUUCUCACAAGAAUGACAAGUGUCUCAGAAUUCCUCAAAGUUGCAGAGCAAGUAGGGAUCGAUAAAGGUGAUAUUCCUGAUCUCACUUAUGCCCCCAGCAGUCUUCUUGAGACCUUGGAACAACACUUGAAUACACUGGAGGGCAAAAAGCCAGGAAGCAAGUCAUCUCCUGUGAAGGGAUCUCCAACAACCACAUCCCCCACCUCCACUCCAGCAAAAUCCAGCGAUGGAGCUCAAGCAGUGGACCUGUUCUCAUCUCCAUCGUCAGCAGCAGCUUCAAAUGCAUCCAACAACCUUCUGGAUCUGCAGCCCGACUUCUCUUCAGCACAGCCAGCUGGUGCGGCGGCAGCUCCUGCAGCUUCAAGCGCCUGGGGAGACCUUCUUGGGGAGGACUCUCUGGUGGCGGCUCCAGUCCGGGCCCAUGCUAGUGCCUCUGAGUCACUUCUUUCUGACCCCUACGCAGUAGAGGCUUCCCCAACUCCUACUCCUACUCCUACUCCUACUGAGAUUCCUCCUGUACCUGCUCCUGCCACUGCCACCACUCCCAUUGCUGCCGCUGCAGCAGCGCCUCCUGUUCCCACCACUGCCGCUAGCACGUCUGGAGACAUGGAUCUCUUUGGAGAUGCGUUCGCAGCUUCUCCUGGUGAGGGCCCCGCGGCUUCUGAGGGGGGCGCUGCGCCUGCAACUCCUAUCCCUGCAGCAGCAGCAGCUCUUGAUGCAUGUGCUGGAACUGACCCUUUUGCACCGUCCGAAGGCAGGGCAGCAGUUCCUCCUGAGUUGGACCUUUUUGCUAUGAAGCCUGUUGAGACGAGCGUUCCAGUAGCUACCCCUACAACUAGUGCAGCUCUUCAAACUGCUUCUGCAGCAGCUCUCACAUUCAUCACAGAUACCACCACUACUGUCACCACAACUGCUCCUCCUGCUCUAGAUAUCUUUGGUGAUUUAUUUGAUUCUAUGCCUGAGCCAAAUGCCUCCACGGCUCCCAAACAAGACGUUACUCCUAGCAUAGACCUAUUUGCAACAGACGCUUUUUCAUCUCCUCCUCGCGGAGCUUCUCCAAAGCCUGAGUGCAAUCUGUCGGCUGAUCUCUUAUCUGUGGAUGCAUUUUCUGCACCGUCAGCAGCACCAGCAGCUGCUUCUCCUGCAAAGCCUGACACUGCAGGUGUGCUUGAUCUGUUUGGGGAUGCUUUUGGUGGCUCUUCUGCCGAGCCCCAGCCUGCCACUGCAGCUAGUUCUGCUGACCUGCUGUCUGGCUUAGGAGGUGCUUUUAUGGCGCCCAGUCCAGCUACUGCAUCACCUGCUCCAGCUCAGAAUAACCUCAUGCAGCCUAGCUUUGAUGCAGCCUUUGGAACCACACCCACAGCAACCAGCAGCGGCUUUGAUUCCUCAGUAUUUGAUGGAUUAGGGGACCUCCUCAUGCCUACAAUGACACCCCAGGGUCAGGGAGCUGGAGCUGGACUCGGUGGCAUAGGGGGGGCACAGUCAGGUAAAGCCCUGGCAGGGGACCUGAAUUCCUCUCUGGCUAACCUGGUUGGAAAUCUUGGUAUUGCAGGCACACAGAAGAAAGAUCUUCAGUGGAAUGCCGGUGAAAGGAAACUGACAGGAGGUGUAAACUGGCAACCGAAAGUAGCCCCAGCUACCUGGGGAACACCUGGAUCUCAAAUGCCUGGAGCGGUUCCUCCUGGUGGUGUCCCACCAGUAGGAGGGGUAACUCCAGUAGGAGCAGCCCCUCCAAUGGGUGCUGUUCAACCUCAGCCUGGGUUUGGGAUGCCUCCCGCAGCAGGAGCAGGUGCCCCCAUGAUGCCUCAGUCAUCAAUGAUGUACCCCCAGCCCAUGAUGAGGCCACCAUUUGGAGCUUCUGCAUCACCUGGAGCACCGCUCUCUCCAAGCCCAACACCUGCAACUCAGAGCCCCAAGAAACCGCCAACAAAGGAUCCACUAGCAGAUCUUAACAUCAAGGACUUCUUAUAAACCUUUAAGCUGCUGUUUUUGUGACUGGAUCCAUGAAAGUGUCAGCUUGGUGGAUGCAAACAGUCAUUGAUAACCAGAAGCUCCUAGCUAGUCACCAGUACACAAUUCCAUUGAGACUUUUAUUCCUACAGUACCUGUGAAAAUGUUGUCGCACAACCGUGAAAGUGAAACAUAGAAAAAUGUGUGCUUAUCUAGAUGUUAACCCUUCCCUUAACAGGAGUUUGUGUCUUUUGAUCAUUACUUUUAAGUGUUUGCGAAUUUGAACAAUGGAUGUAUGUUACUGAUGCCUUUCAGUGCUCCUCUGUACCUCUCAUAUGGUGGCAGAUAUGCAGCUGUUAUGUGGUGAGCCAUUUGGAGAAACGUGUAUGUGUAUUUCAGAAGGUUUUCAAUUAAUAUAAACCCACUGGCGAAUCCUAGGAUUUCCUCUGCAUUCUGUAUCUCUGUUACGAACAUAUAGUUGUGAAUCUGAUCAUCAAAUUUGUAUAACAAGUAAUGUGACCAUAACCUUUAUCUCACGUAGUUGGUCUGGAUUUAUUUGAACACCUCCAGUGUUGUUUUGUGUUAUUUUCUGUGCUUUAUUCUAAGAUUUAUUUAUACUUUUAAAGUAUUACUGAAUUUGUUAAAUGUCUAUAUGUAUUUCACAAGAAUGAUCAGAUUAGGUAUUAACUUUUUUUGUCCUAUGUUUCAAAUAUUAUAUUUUAGCUAUUUCCAUAGAAAAUAAAAACAAAGCGACAUAUUCAUAAUUUACUCUUCCUGCACUAAAUAUAAGACAGUAUUUAGUGGAACCUUUCCGUGAGGGACUGCAGUACAAUGGCUUCACUCACGUCCAAGGGAAUUAACUUGGAAGUAAUUUCUCAGUGAACCAGCAAUCCAAAACAGAGCUGGAUUUGAUGGCUUUAGUUGUCUCGGGAUCAGAAUUUCCUACAUCAGUGAAUGUUUUGUGUUUGUUUUUCAUAGUUGCUAGUGUUUAAUCUUUACCAAACAGGGGUGUGAGUAGUGUUAUUUUUGUAUUAUGUAGAAGAAUAUUUAUCUCCAUGAAAGUGACCACAUACCCUCCCUUUAUAAUGUACAUCUUGUGUUUUCUGUUUCAACGUUUGAUUUUGAUCCCGUCUGUGGUUACCGCUUGGCUGAAGGUCUUCAUGCAUACGGAAGGAGGUCACUGUAAUUUGUGACCUCUUUCUGUGUGCAGUGCAAUUUGUGUCUUUAGGUUUGACACUCUUUUAGAAACAGUGGGCAGACUGAUGGUAGCUCCAAAACACUUUCGGAAUUAACUGGAUAAUCUAUGUAUUGUACCGUUCCAAGUGACUGUAUCAAGAAAGUGUUGUGAAGAGUAUAAAACGAUGAAUACAAAAAAAAAAAAGUUAUUUUAA